Messenger RNA from Podarcis muralis (Common wall lizard), 4429 nucleotides. It is a transcript of the gene SMC4, whose product is annotated as structural maintenance of chromosomes 4. NCBI's taxonomy places the organism in Eukaryota, Metazoa, Chordata, Lepidosauria, Squamata, Lacertidae. Gene Ontology annotation, molecular function: ATP hydrolysis activity; ATP binding; protein binding. Gene Ontology annotation, biological process: mitotic chromosome condensation. Gene Ontology annotation, cellular component: condensin complex; chromosome. The record is from RefSeq and is a predicted model, not a curated record.
UACGAGUUUGCCGUUUGGGCGCCAUUUUCGAGUGUAGAAGCCGCCAAGGCUGCAGGCAGGAAAAGGGAGCUUUCUGCAGCUCGCGCCGCUGCUACGUUGGGAGCGCCGUCGGCCCUCGCUCCAGGUUGCCUGUUCUGGGCCGUGGAUGGGGACGAAGUACUCUGACUCUGCCUGGUCAUUGGGAUUUUUUCAUUUGCAUUAACAAAGACGAUAACAGGGCUUCUGUAGUUUGGUUGUUUGGAAUCGGAACAGCUAACUGAAACCAUGCCAAGAAAAAGAGCUAAAAUAUCUACAGCAGCCCAUCACAAAGGCAAUGAACCCUUGGAUGACUCCUUCAGUGAUGGGGAACCUGAAAAAGAAGCCAAUAUGCACACCCCUGAAGUACCUCAGCAAGCAGUCUCAGACGGAGUAGUUGACAAUCGCAGUUUAGAAGAGAUUUUGAGUAGCAUCUCUCCUCCCCCACCUCCAGCAAUGACCAAUGAAGCUGGAGCUCCUCGUCUCAUGAUAACUCACAUUGUAAACCAGAACUUCAAAUCUUAUGCUGGGGAGAAAAUUCUAGGACCGUUUCAUAAGCGUUUUUCUUGCAUUAUUGGACCAAAUGGCAGUGGAAAGUCCAAUGUGAUCGAUUCUAUGCUCUUUGUUUUUGGUUAUCGAGCACAAAAAAUAAGAUCCAAAAAACUUUCAGUUCUGAUCCAUAAUUCUGAUGAGCAUAGUGAUAUUCAAAGUUGCACAGUAGAAGUUCAUUUUCAAAAGAUCAUUGACAAGGAAGGGGAUGAUUAUGAAGUCAUUCCCAACAGCAAUUUCUAUGUCUCCAGAACAGCCUACAAAGAUAAUUCUUCUGUGUACCAUAUCAGUGGGAAGAAAUCAACAUUUAAAGAUGUUGGGUUUCUACUUCGAAGUCAUGGAAUUGACCUAGAUCAUAAUAGGUUCUUGAUUUUACAGGGGGAAGUUGAACAAAUAGCGAUGAUGAAACCAAAAGGGCAGAAUGUACAUGAUGAAGGCAUGCUUGAAUAUUUAGAAGACAUAAUAGGAUCAGAACGAUUAAAAGAGCCCAUUCAAAUAUUAUGUCGAAAAGUUGAAAUAUUAAAUGAACAGAGGGGUGAGAAGUUGAACAGAGUUAAAAUGGUGGAAAAAGAGAAAGAUGCCUUGGAAGGAGAACGGAACAAAGCACUUGAAUUUCUUUCUUUGGAAAACAAAAUGUUCAGAGAAAAGAAUAAGAUUUGUCAGUACUACAUUUAUGAGUUGCAGAAGCAGAUAACUGGACUGGAGACCCAGAAAGAAGAAAUACAUGAAGAUACUAAAGAAGUUAAUGAGAAAAGCAGUAAACUGUCAGAUGAAAAGAAAGAUAAGAAUAAAGCUCUGAAAGAAAUUGAGAAAAAACUCAAUAAAAUCACAGCAUUCAUAGAAGAAAAUAAAAAUACAUUUAAGCAGCUCGAUUUGGAGGAUGUUCAAGUAAGGGAAAAACUAAAACAUGCAAAAAGCAAGUCAAAAAAACUAGAGAAGCAGCUUCAGAAGGAUAAAGAAAAGGUUGAAGACUUGAGAAGUGUUCCUGCCCGUAGUGAAUCUGCUAUUGGUGAAGCAACAGCUAAGAGAGAGGUUCUAGAAAAAGAAAAGAAAAGGGUAGAGGAAAAACUAAAAGAAGUUAUGGACAGUCUUAAGCAGGAAACUCAAGGAUUGCAGAAUGAAAAAGAGGACAAAGAAAAAGAACUCAUGGAAUUCAGCAAAACGGUUAAUGAAGCACGUUCAAAUUUGGAGGUGGCACAGUCAGAACUUGAUCUCUACCUUAGUCACCAUAAUACUGCAGUAUCUCAGUUUAAAGCAGCAGAAGAAGCUCUUCAGACUGCUUCAGGAACACUUAAAGAAAGGUUAGCCACUAUCAAAGAACUGGAAUCAAAACUGCCUCAAGCUGAGCAUGAUCUAAAGAAGAAAGAGAAUGAUCUUAAUAAACUUGUAAAAGAUGAAGCAAACAUCAAGAAUUAUGUUCAAGAUCUGCGUCAGAAAGUAGAAGAAGCAAGAAGCUCAUUGGCAAUAAAUAAAAGUCGAGGAAGAGUUCUUGAAGUUUUACUUCAACAGAUGAAGUCUGGGAAAAUCCCUGGAAUUUAUGGAAGACUAGGUGACUUGGGAGCCAUAGAUGAGAAGUAUGAUGUUGCAAUUUCAUCAUCAUGUGGAGCGUUAGAUCACAUUGUAGUCGACACCAUGGAUACCGCUCAAGAAUGUGUUAAAUUUUUGAAGAAGGAAAACAUUGGAGUGGCAACAUUUAUAGGGCUUGACAAGAUGACAGUAUGGGAGAAAAGCAUGGGAAAAAUCCAGACUCCUGAAAAUAUUCCUCGCUUGUUUGAUAUGGUAAAAGUUAAAGAUGAGAAGGUUCGCAAUGCUUUUUAUUUUGCAUUACGUGACACUUUGGUAGCUAAUAACCUGGACCAGGCUACAAGGGUUGCGUUCCAGAAAAACAAGAGAUGGAGAGUUGUAACUUUACAAGGACAAAUCAUAGAACAAUCAGGUACAAUGACUGGUGGUGGAGGAAAAGUAAUGAAGGGUAGAAUGGGAUCCUCUGUUGUAGUUGAAACAACAGAAGAUGAGGUAAAUAAAAUGGAAUCUCAGCUGCAAAAGGAUCUCCAAAAAGCAACACAAUUUCAGGAACAAAAAGUGCAACUUGAAGAAGCAAUAUCAAAAUUGCACCAGAGCAUUAGAGAAAUGAGGAACACGUUAGGAAAGUACAGUGCAAACAUUCAGAGUUUGUCAGAGCAAGAGGCUCACUUAAAAAUCCAGAUUAAAGAACUUGAAAGAAAUGUAAUUGCUGCAGCGCCAGACAAAAUCAAGCAGAAAGAAAUGGAGAGAAAAUGUCAUUGUUUCAAAGAAGAUUAUGACAAAGUUGCUGCAAAGGCUGGUAAAUUGGAAACAGAAAUAAAGAGAUUGCAUAAUCUCAUAAUUGACAUAAAUAAUAAUAAGCUUAAAGGUCAUCAAGACAAUCUUGAUAAGAUAAACAAGGAAAUAGAUCAAUGUUCUUCUGCUAUUACUAAAGCUCAGGUGGCAAUCAAGACAGCAGAUAGAAACCUGAAUAAAUCAGAAGAUGCUGUUCUCCACACUGAGAAGGAGAUUGAAGAAAAUAAAAAAGCCCUCCAAGACUUAACAGAACAGCUGAAUACACUUGAAGAAAAAGCUGCUAAAGUUAUGAAUGACAGCAAAGAAGCUGAAGAGUCUUUGCCAGAGAUUCAAGCGGAACACCAUUCUGUGCUUCAGAAAAUUAAAGCUAUCCAAGAUGAAGAGCAUUUGCUUCAAAAAGAGGCUCUUAAUAUUAGGCUUAAAAUUGAACAGCUAGACAGUCAUAUUGCAGAGCAUCAAUCAAAGAUUAAAUAUUGGCAAAAAGAGAUAUCAAAAAUAUCACUGCAUUCUCUGGAAGAUGAACAAGUAGAAGAACUUGCAGUGCUCAACCAGGAAGAACUUGAGGCUAUAAGAAACCCGGAUAUUGUAACCAAUCAGAUAGCUCUUUUAGAAGCACAAUGUAAUGAAAUGAAACCAAACUUGGGUGCCAUUGCUGAAUAUAACAAAAAGGAGGAACUGUACUUGAAACGUGUGGCAGAGUUGGAUGAAAUAACCAAUAUGAGAGACAAAUUUAGGGAAGCUGAAGAAGAUCUUAGAAAACAAAGGCUUCAUGAAUUUAUGGCAGGAUUUAAUGUAAUAACAAAUAAACUAAAGGAAAACUACCAAAUGCUUACAUUGGGAGGAGAUGCUGAACUGGAGCUUGUAGAUAGUCUGGAUCCUUUCUCUGAAGGAAUCAUGUUCAGUGUUCGUCCACCAAAGAAAAGCUGGAAGAAGAUUUUCAACUUGUCAGGUGGCGAGAAGACACUUAGCUCGCUGGCUUUGGUGUUUGCUUUACAUCAUUAUAAACCAACUCCUCUUUACUUCAUGGAUGAAAUUGAUGCAGCCCUUGAUUUUAAAAAUGUAUCCAUCGUAGCAUUUUACAUAUACGAACAAACAAAAAAUGCACAAUUCAUCAUCAUCUCUCUGAGAAACAACAUGUUUGAAAUUGCGGAUAGACUAAUUGGGAUUUACAAGACUUACAAUACCACAAAAAGUGUUGCAACAAAUCCCAAAGUGAUUGCAUUGAAAGGACUUGCUGAACUUGGUUCUGUAGGGUGCUCCUGAAUACAGAAAUGACUUCUAUUUAACCAGUCGACUUUUCUAAUGAACAUUUCCUAAUACACAUUUUCCCCCAGUUUGUGUUUUUAAAUGCGUUAGCAACCUUUUCAAAGCUACUAGCAUUUUGAAAGAAAGAAAAGGAAGUUCUAAACUGCAACUAGAUGUACAUUGCUCUGUGGUGCUUAGCAAUCACCAUUCCAUGCCAGUACACUUUAUUUUUGAGGUAAAGCCUAUAAUUGUUUUUAAAGCAUUUAAUGUUUUUAUUUGUUAAAAUAAAAUCAUAAAUUGA